This is a messenger RNA of Exophiala viscosa, 570 nucleotides long. RefSeq names its product carbonic anhydrase. Gene Ontology annotation, molecular function: acyltransferase activity, transferring groups other than amino-acyl groups. NCBI's taxonomy places the organism in Eukaryota, Fungi, Ascomycota, Eurotiomycetes, Chaetothyriales, Herpotrichiellaceae. The transcript has a single exon. The record is from RefSeq and is a predicted model, not a curated record. Bases 1 to 570 code for a protein of 189 amino acids.
AUGACUGACCCUACAACUCUUGCAAAUGCUUUUACCAUAACGCCUGUGCGAGACCUUACCGACCUGAAAGACACAAUAUCGCUCUUCUAUGCAUAUGCUGGAUCUCUAGGAUUUGACCUUGCCUUCCAAAACUUUGAUGCGGAAAUGGCGGCGAUGCCAGGAAGAUACUCGCCGCCACAAGGAGAGUUGCUGAUUGCUCGAGACUCCGACGGAAAUGCCACUGGUUGUGUGGGACUGCGUCCUCUUCCAUUCCCUGGACGCGAUCUGCAAAUAUGUGAAAUGAAGCGGCUGUACGUGACUCCUUCAGGACGGGGAACUGGUGUUGGCAAAGCAUUGGCCUCAGCCAUUAUUGCCAUAGCACAGCAACUUGGAUAUUCCGAGAUGAGGUUGGAUACUCUGCCAAGUAUGGUUGCUGCCCUCAAAAUGUACCGUAUGUUUGGAUUCGAAGACAUUCCUGCCUAUUACCAGACGCCGUUGGAAGGGACUCAUUUUCUGGCACUACGACUUGACAAGCACCGGACAAAUUCAACUGCGGAUGUAGCAGAUGCGCAACACGAAGGCCAUGUUUGA